CACUAUCCGACUGCGUUCCUAGCUAGUCUUGCACCUGCUGCUGCGCUUCCCUCUUCGAUGGUCCGUAGGCAUUUUGGCCCAGGCACGCUAGUUCUGGCCAGCUGGCAGGGCUUACCUAGGCUGUCGACCGCUCGCGUCACCUGUGUUGGGCGUCAGUUCCAGCGGCUUGCAAUGUCACAGGCCAAGGAUGCCCAUCUCGAGGUCGCCGUCCGCAAGAUCAGCGGCCAGAGUCUGGGAACAUACAAGGUGCCAGUGGGUCAGCCAGUGCUGAUGCUGAAGCACGCCAUCGAUGAGGCGGGGGGUCCUCCAGCGUGCGACCAGCAACUGAUUGCUGGGCACAGGGUGCUGGGGGACGUCGAGGUGCUCGGGCAGGCACUCGCCGACUUCCAGGGCGCUCUGCUCCUGGUCACGGUGGAGGGCUGCCCGACGUGCAAGGGCCCGUGCGCUUGCACCCUCUGCGGCUGCAAGCCCCAGAGCGGGCUGAUCCCCGAGGAGAGAAGGCCUCUGCAGGAGUGCGACAGGUGCGGGGGGCACGCCUCGCACUGCCCCUUCUGCAUGCUGCGCUUCCCGAGCCUCUGCGCGCUGGACACGCACGUGCGCUUCGGGCACGCCGACCGGGAGCUGGAGUGGCAGGGCUCGCGGCUCGACGCCCACCUCGAGCGGCGCCGCCAGCCCGGGGCGCGCUGCGCCGCAAUGCCCGAGCAAGGCACCUUCAUGGAGGCUUGCCGAGGAGGGGUGAUCCCCGAGGCGUGA
Prorocentrum cordatum is the source of this 753-nucleotide messenger RNA. Lineage: Eukaryota; Dinophyceae; Prorocentrales; Prorocentraceae. The record is from the annotation of a GenBank genome assembly.